Cottoperca gobio is the source of this 5544-nucleotide messenger RNA. RefSeq names its product tyrosine kinase, non-receptor, 2a (gene tnk2a). The record is from RefSeq and is a predicted model, not a curated record. Gene Ontology annotation, biological process: signal transduction; protein phosphorylation. NCBI's taxonomy places the organism in Eukaryota, Metazoa, Chordata, Actinopteri, Perciformes, Bovichtidae. The transcript is spliced from 22 exons. Gene Ontology annotation, molecular function: protein tyrosine kinase activity; ATP binding; protein serine/threonine/tyrosine kinase activity. Bases 767 to 3901 code for a protein of 1044 amino acids.
UAACGGAGUAAAGAGAGAUAACGGAUCCGCUGCUUUUAAUCGAUUACCCGAGAAACAGCGCAGCUUCUCUCCGGGCGGCAGCAGCUCCGAGCGGGGACGGAGCGAGGACUGACCGCUGGAAGGUGGACCUGUUUCCCGCAUAGCUCGUCUUCACCUCACAGAUGCGGGGUCUCUCCAUCCAUGGCUUCCUCCAGGUGACCUCUAGUGACCUCAGUCACUCCUGACUGCAGCUUUAAACCCUGAUCCACCUGAAGACUUCUGCAGAGAUCUCUCCCUCUCUCUCAUCCUCUUAUUAGAGCUGCUGAAUUAUUUAUGAUCAGACAGUGGGCUCUGCUGCUGAGCCAGAAAGAAAUGUAGAGCUAGUGAGAGGAAAAGAUGGAGUGAGAAAGGGAAGUAUGGAGGUGUCCUACGCUGCAGGAAGCCGUGAGUCAGCAGGAAGAGAAAGAGAAAGACCCAGUGGGAGGGAAGAUAGAGAGUUUAUAGAUAGCUUUAGGUGAUAGGAGUGGAGAGAGUGGCGUCAAAUGCCUCCCGGUGUGUGUGACUGUGUGUGACUGUGUGUGUGUGUGAACGUGUGUGUGCAUGUGCCUAUCGAUUGAGCAGAGAAGGUAAUGGAGCCGAGAGGAGAUUAGCAAACUAGACUCGGGAGCACGGCGGCAGAGCUAACGCCUCCUCUGAAUAGCAGCUACACAGAAAAAGGAGAGCCAAAAAAGAGAGAGAGAGAGAGAGAGAGGGAGACAAGGCGAAGGACGAGAGGAGCUGCUACAGCAUGGGGGAGAGCUAUGUGUACCAGCGACUCCCCUACACCAGAGGAAAGGAGGAGGAGGGGGAGGAGGAGGACGAAGAGGAGAGAGCCGGGAGGAUCAGAGAGAGUGUCGGGGGACAAAUGAUGCAGUGCGAGGAGGGGACAGAUUGGCUGCUGGAGUUGCUGACAGAUGUGCAGCUGCAGCAGUACUUCCUGCGUAUCCGCGAUGAGCUCAACGUCACGCGACUCUCCCACUUCGACUACGUCAAGAAUGAAGACCUGGAGAAGAUCGGCAUGGGACGCCCGGGUCAGAGAAGGCUUUGGGAGGCCGUCAAGAGGAGAAGAGCUCUUUAUAAACGCAAGUCCUGGAUGAGCAAGGUGUUUCCGGUGAAACGACCUGACGCCGACCCCCAGCAGCCCCUCCCUCAGGGGGCAUCGUCCAGUGCGGCACCGGCCAACAGCGAGCCGGCAGCCUCGCUCACCUGCCUCAUCAGAGAGUCGGAGCUGCAGCUGUUUGAGCGGCUGGGAGACGGCACGUUCGGGGUGGUGCGGAGAGGGGAGUGGACCGGACCCAACGGCAGAGUGCUGUCAGUGGCAGUGAAGUGUCUGAAGGCCGGUGUGUUGGACUCUGAUGGUCUGGAUGAUUUCAUCAGAGAGGUGAACGCCAUGCAUUCGCUGAGCCACCAGAACCUCAUCCGACUCUACGGCAUCGUCCUCACGCAGCCCAUGAAGAUGGUGGCUGAGCUGGCACCUCUGGGUUCCUUGUUGGAUCGUCUGAGAAAGCGUCAGGGUCACAUCCUCAUCUCCUCUCUGUGUAACUACGCUGUACAGGUGGCGUGCGGCAUGACCUACCUGGAGCAGAGACGUUUCCUCCACAGGGACCUGGCCGCCCGCAACGUUCUGCUGUCCACCAAUGAAAUCGUAAAGAUCGGAGACUUCGGCCUGAUGAGAGCGCUGCCAACACACACCGACCAGUACAUCAUGGAGGAGGGCCACAAAAUCCCUUUCCCGUGGUGUGCUCCUGAGUCUCUGAAGUCUCGCACUUUCUCUCAUUCGUCUGAUACCUGGAUGUUUGGGGUCACUCUGUGGGAGAUGUUCACCCACGGACAGGAGCCGUGGCUGGGCCUUACCGGGAGCCAGAUCCUCCACAAGGUGGACGUGGAUGCUGAGAGGCUGUGUAAACCAGAUGACUGUCCUCAGGAUGUUUACAAUGUCAUGCUGCAGUGCUGGAGCCCCAAACCCGAGGACAGACCCACCUUCAUCGCCCUCAGAGACUUCCUGCUCGAGACGAUGCCGACAGAUAUGAAAGCGCUGCAGGACUUCGAGGAGGAAGACAAGCUCCAAAUUAAAAUGAACGACGUCAUCACCAUCAUAGAGGGAAGGGCAGAGCACUACUGGUGGCGAGGUCAGAACAGGGGGACGCUGCGUCUGGGUCAGUUUCCUCGCCACGUGGUGACGUCAGUCGCCGGCAUGUCGGUCCACGAUAUCAGCCGACCGCUCAAACACUCCUUCAUCCACACUGGACACGGAGACACAGACCCUCACAGGAGCUGGGGACAUGCAGAUCGCAUAGACAGCCUGUACUUGGGGAACCCGAUGGACCCUCCGGACAUCCUUGGGAUGGACUCGGGCACCGCAAGGCCGACCAAACUCCCCAACCGUUCCAAGAAGCAACCUCCUCCUCGUCCGCCCCAACCUGCUGUUCUGCUGAAGAAGCCGUUCUACGACUCUGUGAUAGACGAUUACGACGACGACGACGACACCAGCGCCUCGUCGGGGCUGAGGAGGCUCGGAGUGUCCCUGGGGCUGAAGCUCCGACCGUGGGAGGGGUCCGGCGUGCGCUCGGCCAAAAGCGAGGUGUCACUCAUCGACUUCACUGAUGACAGCUUCAGCUCGACCACUCCCUCGCCGCUUACUGAGAUGCGGCAGGCUGACGAGGACACACUGAAGGACACUCCAUCCAUCCUGGACUGGCCUCUCCCUCAGCCAACUUAUGACGAGGUUACUACGGAGCUCGAGGAUCAAUCAGAGGACCAGGAGGUGCGGUCUAUCAAUAAGGGACUUCCUGAGGAGACCGCAGCCACGCCGUGCACCAGUAUGAUGGGCAGGAGCGAGUCACAGUCAGCUGACCUCUUCCAAGAACUACAGAGAGAGGUGAUGGUGAAGCUUCAGGUUCCCAUGGCAACAGGCCGCUCUCUCCCCUCCUCCCCCCUCCCGAUGACCGUGGCUCCUUUGGGCACCCACCGACAGAUUUACCUGCCUCCUCCCUCCCCCACCUAUACGUCCUCCUUCGCCUGCUGCUUCGAGGACCGGCCGGUGCUGCCUCCUCGCAGCCCCGUCCCCCCGUUGCGUCCCUCCAAGCGCAACCCCUCCACCCGCACCACCCACCCGCAGGUGCGCUCCAGCUCCAUCUCCAUGAGCGACGUGGAAGACACACCUCCUCAGAUCCCCCCCAGAGACCACGCCUUCUCUCAGCCAGGCUCCCGCUCCUCCUCUCCGCUCCCACUGGUGCCACCGCUAUCCUCCUACCCUGUGGCCCUGCCUCCUCCUCCCCUCUCCGCCUCCCCGCGCCGGGCGUACGGACUCAUGGGUCCCCUUCUGUCCUCCAACUCUUCCCCGACUCAAGCCACAUUACAUUCCUCACGGCUCGCAGCUAGUGGUUCCUCCUACUCAUCCAGCUCCUUGUUGGAUCCUCUUGCCUUUCGUGAGGGGCGUGGCCUUUCCUCACUGAUUGACAGCUCCCAGAGCUCUGCUCCAGCCCCGCUACCAGAGCGACCGGCUUUUCUGGAAAGAUAUGGAGCAGCCAAUAUGGCGGCAGUCAAACCCAUGAUUCAGCAUCCCGGCGGAGCCAAACCAAACUCCUCCUACAACAACAACAAUGGGCGAACUACAACUCCCAGCAUGCUACAGGAGCAGAGCGUCACACAGGUCCAAGGAGCAGUUCAUGGUGUCACGCUGGAGGAGUGUCAGGCAGCUCUGCAAAGUCACAACUGGAGCAUCCCUCAGGCCGUAAAUUAUUUGAAGGUGGAGCAGUUGUUUCGUCUGGGCCUGCGGUCGAGAGCCGAGUGUGAGGAGCUUCUGCAGCGCUGCGAGUGGAACCUGGAACAGGCCAGCACGCUCAUGCUGGACACAUAUGGACCACAUCGAAACAGGAAGUGACAGCAGAAGGACAAACUGAGCAGUUAUCAACCACUGACCUUCUCGGAGGACUCGCCGCUCCAAGCACACAGUGAUGCUUUUUAAUGAAUGGAGGUCCAUAAACAGUAUACAGUAUGUGCCUCACUUAAUGUACUGUGAAUACCUGCUAUUACCUGUGUCAUACAAACACAUGCUCAUUAAUAGCUUACAGAGUAGCUUGUUGAAUGAGUCACUUUACUUGAACAGUUGCUAUUUAUGUUUUUUUGUUAUUAUUGUAUCUGACUAAUGACAUGUUAUGUUUCCACUGGUAGCUACUGCAAACCUUUUCUGAUUUUUCAAUAUUGUGAAAUACCAUUCACAUACACAUAUGACACAAUCUCUCACACACAAAACUGAAACCAACUUCACUCAUAUACGCUUAUGAAAUGCUCUCACAAACAUGUGAAAUGCUCACAAAAACACUGUUUCUGUCUCUGCUCCGCUCCGGUGGCGGUCCUCGAAACACGUUUCCAGCAGGAUAUUAAUGAUCAUGUGACAGUUUAUCAGCGGCGCUCAUUAAAUGUAUCUAUUCAGGGGAAACACUCAACAGAUCUUGGGCUCAGGGAAAACUUAGCCCUGCACUAAAAUGAUAAACUUCUCCUCCAUAUUUACCGAAUACAGAUACGGUCUAUCUGCCGGCUGUUAUUGGUUGUUCCUCGUCACAUGACAGGCGUUGCGCGCUGCUGCCAUGAAUGUAUAAAGAGAACACGCACUGGUUGUUGGCGUUGCUCUCGAGUUUGCACGUUUUUGUAAACCAUGGAUUUGAGCGUGCAAAAACACGCCAUGUGUACGGCCCCUUACUCAGUAAAAGUCAAUCAAUAAAACUACACUGGUAAAUAAAUGUACUUGUGUGCUGAAUACUUGUUCCCUGUGUUAUUCCACUCUAAAGAAGAAGUAAAGUAAGUAAAUAUUUAGUUUGGACUUGAUAAACAACGAGGCUCAUAUGAACAUUCAUUGUGGUUUCCUUCACGCGACAGGAAGGCCUUCUCUAUUAACUGUAAUGCCCUACUAAUACACUGCUGAACUCAGCAUUUCACAUGUGUAUCUGAGAGCGUUUUACAUGUGUUUCACAUGUGUAUAUGAGAGUGUUUCACAUGUGUAUAUGAGAGCGUUUCACAUGUGUAUAUGAGAGCAUUUCACAUGCGUUUCAUAUGUUUAUAUGAGAGCGUUUCACAUGUGUAUAUGUGAACGUUUCACACGUGUAUAUGUGAACGUCUCACAUGUGUAUAUGUGAACGUUUCACAUGCGUAUAUGUGAAUGUUUCACAUGCGUAUAUGUGAACGUUUCACACGUGUAUAUGUGAACGUCUCACACGUGUAUAUGUGAAUGUUUCACACGUGUAUAUGUGAACGUUUCAAAUGUUUAUAUGUGAACGUUUCACAUGCGUAUAUGUGAACGUUUCACAUGUGUAUAUGAGUGAAUUUGGUUUCAUAUGUGUAUAUGUGAACAUCUCACAUGUGUAUAUGAGAGCGUUUCACACGUGUAUAUGUGAACGUUUCACACAUGUAUAUGUGAACGUCUCACAUGUGUAUAUGAGAGCGUCUCACAUGUGUAUAUGUGAAUGUCUCACAUGUGUAUAUUUGAACGUCUCACAUGUGUAUAUGAGAGCGUUUCACACGUGUAUA